Gongylonema pulchrum is the source of this 447-nucleotide messenger RNA. The record is from the annotation of a GenBank genome assembly. Lineage: Eukaryota; Metazoa; Nematoda; Chromadorea; Rhabditida; Gongylonematidae.
AUGAUUCCAUGGUUCAAAAAUUUCCGUGGAACAAUUGAAAAAUUGGAUGAGACGCGAUAUGUGUGUAGUGGUGAAGUGGCUAUUUUAAGUGAUGAUACAAUAGAAAUCACUGAAUUGCCAAUACGAACCUGGACGCAGAACUACAAGGAAAGUGUCCUGGAGCCUAUGUUAGAUGGCUCGGAUAAACACCCAGCUGUAUUGUUUGAUGCAUUGGGUUGCUUGAGGAAAUUUAACACAGUUGAAGAGAUCUGCAAAGAGUUCUUUGAGACCCGAAAAAAGAAAUACAUUGAACGGAAAGCAUUCCAAGAAGGAAUGCUGCGAGCCCAAAGCGAACGGCUCAGUAAUCAGGCGCGAUUUAUCCUGGCAAAAAUCAAGGGUGAAAUUCUAAUUGAAAAUAAGCGCAAAGCGGCAAUCGUGGAGCAGCUAGUGAAAAAGGGCUUCGAUCGU